Molecule: messenger RNA, 2120 nt
Organism: Cannabis sativa
Lineage: Eukaryota; Viridiplantae; Streptophyta; Magnoliopsida; Rosales; Cannabaceae
Product: exopolygalacturonase
Exons: 5
Coding region: 213-1760 (515 amino acids)
Biological process (GO): carbohydrate metabolic process
Molecular function (GO): polygalacturonase activity
Source: RefSeq, a predicted model, not a curated record
GGGUAUGAUCCUAGACUGGAAAUAAAUCUGAAAAAUUAUUAGAAUUAUAAAAUCACGGUUAGAUGGAUCAUAGAAGUCAAUAACUAGUUUAGAAAAAGAAAAUAAUAAUAAUAAUAAUAAUAAUAAAGAGAGGGGGGGUUGGAUGAGACAAAGGAGGAGAGUAGAGUACUUGAAUAAUAAUUGUUGAUUGAGGGUUUUUGACGAGUUCAAAAAUGGACAAAACAACAAGAAUUAGAAGAAUUGAGAUGGUGGGUAUUGUGUUGUUGCUUAGUUUUGGUUGGCUAAUUUGUUAUGCAGUGGGUGAAAAAUUCCACGAUCCGGCUCUUAUAGGCAACCUUCGUCGCGUGCUUGCUGAUAGUAAAUCAGAUGGUGAUGGUAAAUCAUCAGAUGGUGAUAGUAAAUCAUCAGAUGGUGAUGGUAAAUCAUCAGAUGGUGAUAGUAAAUCAUCAGAUGGUAAGAGUCCAUCAUCAUCAGGUGAUAAUAAAGCAUCAGAUGCUGAGAGUCCAUCAUCAUCAGGUGAUGGUAAAGCAGCAGAUGCUGAGAGUCCAUCAUCAUCAGGUGAUGGUAAGGCGUCAGAUGCUGAGGCUCCAUCGGGUGAUGAUAAAGCACCAGCUGGUGGUGGUGCAUCAGGUGGUGAUGUUUUUGAUGUCACCAAAUAUGGUGCGGUAUCUGGUGAAAAAAAUAAUGUGCAGGCAUUUAUGAAGACAUGGGUAGCAGCAUGUAAACAAGGGACAGGAAAAGCAAGGAUUGUGAUACCAGCAGGGACAUUUUUGGUAGGGCCUGUGGUGUUUCAAGGGCCAUGCAAAGCUUCGCCAAUUGUUGUUGAGGUCCAAGGAACUGUCAAAGCCACCACCGACGUUAGUGAGUACUCUUCUCCUGAAUGGUUCUCUUUUGAACAAAUUACAGGCUUGCUUAUCACUGGUAAAGGCACUUUCGAUGGUCAAGGCCCCAAAGUUUGGAAGUUCAACGAUUGUGAUACUAACCCCGAUUGCCAACAUCUAGCUGCUUCAUUCAAAUUUACCGAUGUGAAAAACGCCGUCGUUGAUGGAAUCACAUCUUUGGACAGCAAAUGGUUCCAUUUUUUUGUAUAUAGAAGCAGUAACUUCACUUUCCAAAAUGUGUUAGUAACUGCCCCAGGUGACAGCCCAAACACAGAUGGUAUUCAUUUAAGUUCAGCCACUGGUGUCAAAAUUCUCAAGACAACCAUCAAAACCGGGGAUGACUGCAUUGCCAUAGUGCAAGACACCCAUGACGUCCUCGUCGACGGUGUCAGUUGUGGUCCUGGACAUGGCAUUAGUAUUGGAAGCCUUGGGAAAUGGCCAGCUGACAAGGGCUCUACUGGAAUCGUUGUACAAAACAGCAUUAUAAAUGGCGCAACAAAUGGAGCAAGAAUCAAGACAUGGGCUGGUCCAACCUCAGGUGAAGCCAGUAACAUUGUCUUCGAAAAUAUCCAAAUGACCAAUGUGAAAAACCCCAUUAUCAUUGACCAAAACUACGGAAAAUACAAAGACACGCCAUCGAAGUGGAAGUUGAGUGACAUUCAUUUUAGGAAGAUUAAAGGGACAUCAGCAUCGAAGGUGGCUGUGUCUCUUGGUUGCAGCUCAGCCAAUCCAUGCGAUACAGUUGAAAUGGCCGACAUUGAUUUGACCUUUAAAGGUGGUGAAGCUCAGUCUGUAUGUGCUAACGCAAAAGUUAAGCAAGGUGGAACCGUCAAACCGGUACCCUGUAGCACUACCGGUAAACCGGAAUCUGGCGAAUAGCACACAUACAAUAAUUAUUGUUAUUAAUUGGAGAGCAAGAGAGAUAUAAAUCGGCACUAAUUCAAAAUACAUACAUGAUAUAUAUAGAGAGCUCAUACAUGUCUUUUUCAAAUUAUUUAUUCAUUAUAUACAUAUAAACAUAUUAUAUAUAGCCGGCGGGUAUGUAUUCGAUCUCAUGAGGAAAGGCUAGCUAAAAAUUAUAACAUCAAUCUCUGUUGAUGAGAUGUUGUGUUUUGGUGAAAUUCAUAUAUAUGCAUGUUUUAUGUAUACCCUUUGUAUAACAGUAUUGUAAGAACUAGCUAUUUUGUGUUACUAAUAUUGUUGAAUACUAUCAAUUCAUCGAUGAACUCUGUUGGUGCU